UGAAACGAAUUGCCGGCGCGUGAGGCGCCACUGACCGCCUGUAUCCGGGGGGUCGUCCUCCACUACCUUCGCCGCUUAACGGCCCAAUGGGUGAAAGUCAUUGGGUCUACGAAUAUGCUCGAAGCUAGAAGCUUUCGAGCUUUAAGUGCACGGAGCACAAGCAUAGGUCGCUAAUUUAUUUGGAGGUAUUUUCCGAGAUUGUCACAUUUCGCGCGCAUUGGGCAACGUUGGAGGAAAGGUGAGGCUCGAUCGCAAGGUGACCGCGCCCAAGGGUCCUACCAGAUCAUGUCCCACCAUAGCGACGACAACAUGCUCAUAGCGACCUCGGAUUCGUUCUGGGAGCCGGGAAACUAUAAGCGCACGACCAAGCGCAUCGAGGACGGGCACAAACUCUGCGACAGCCUAAUCGCCCUCGUGCAGGAACGCGCGGAGAUCGAGAAAACGUACGCGAAGGCGCUCAAGGGAUGGUCGAAGAACUGGAAUGAGAAGAUCGAGAAGGGCCCGGAGUACGGGACGACCGAGGCCGCGUGGAAGGGCGUACUCAGCGAGUCCGACAGGAUCUGCGAUCUCCACCUCAGGGUAAAGGAGAACCUCUGCAACGACAUCAUAUUGCAGGUCAAGACGUGGCAAAAGGACACAUAUCAUAAGUCGAUGAUGACGCUAAAAGAGAGGAAGGAGAUGGAGGACGCCUUCAAAAAAGCUCAGAAACCCUGGGCGAAGAUCCUGCAGAAGGUGGAGAAGGCCAAAUCCGAGUAUCACAACAGUUGCAAAACGGAACGCACGGCUGCCAAUAUGGAGAGGAACGCCUCCGCCGAUAGUUCGCUAUCCCCGGAUCAGGCUGCACGAGGCUCUGAAGGCGUGAAGAAAAUGCAAGAUCGAGUACAAAAGACAAAAGAAGAAGUUCAAAAGGCCAAGGAAAAAUACGAAAGUGCACUUCAAGAGAUCAACCAGUACAAUCCGAAAUAUAUGGAGGAUAUGACUCAGGUAUUUGAAAAGUGUCAAGAAAUGGAGGCCCAACGAUUACAAUUCUUCAAAGAUGUACUUUUCGGCAUUCACAAAUGCUUAAACAUUUCCCAAGAUCCAUUGCUUCCUCAAAUCUACGAAGAGUUUUAUCAUACAAUCAAUAAUGCAGAUCAUGAAAAGGAUCUGAAAUGGUGGUCGAAUAACCAUGGAGUGAAUAUGGCUAUGGCCUGGCCGCAAUUUGAGGAUUACACCGAGGAAUUCCGCGACAUCACCAAGGGCUCCAAGUCGAAGGAGGCGCUGCCUGCCGGCUCCAUCACGCUAAUCAAUCAACGCCCCGUCGGCGAGGAUCUGCAUGAUUAUCCACCAGUGAACCACAAAACAAAAGCAAAACCCACCGGUAGGGUUAUAUCGACGGAUGCUAAUCACAGCGACGGCAAAACGGACACAAUCGGAUCCACGAAGCCCACCGCCGAAAAAAAUAACCACGAUGGGAAUUCAGUCAAUAGGAAUUCUACAAUUACGAAUGGCACUAAUAAUGUUAAACAGGAGACGAAUCCCUUCGAAGAGGAGGAGUGGGACGAAGACGCAGCAGAGCCGUUAGUCGACAAUGGUGAGCCAGGAGUUCCAGUUCGGGCGCUUUACGACUACGAAGGAGCGGAAGCGGAUGAACUUAGUUUCAAACAAGGUGACGUUUUUGAGAAGCUGGAGGAUAAAGACGAGCAGGGCUGGUGCAAAGGUAGGAAAGAUGGAAGAGUGGGUCUGUAUCCGGCAAACUACGUGGAUCUCGUUUCUGCGUAAAUCCAACACUGUUAUGCCAAUAACAAAAAAGAGAUUGAAGGGGAAAUAAAAUACUUCGCAUAUAAACGAAUUAUAUUCAAGCCAAAUCAGCAACGGAAGAAAGAAAGAGCACUUAUCCAUUGUAAUCCUGUGCGUCAUACGAAUUUCACGCGGAGAGAAAAAAUAAAAUGAUAAAAUGCAAACACACUCGACACACUCACGUACAUACACGCAAUAUAAAAAUGUGUAAAAUCGAGAAACUUUUGCCCAAAGUUCCCCUUUAUUCUUGUGUAGCGUGUUAUCAUAUCGAGAUUACUUAAAAGAUUCGUCGUACCCUGCGGACGAUAAAUAAAUGAAUGAUAAAAAGUAAAUAAACGCGAUUUUUUUCCUUAGGUAGUUUACAUCAUAGUGAGAAAUCUGUCGCUAAUAUUUACAUGUAGUUGGUUAUUAGAACAGAAACAGUUCGAGGGAGACAAAAUAAGAGAAACGUGUACAGUCAGAGCAGUAAGAGAAAAUGAAAGGGGGCGAGAGAGCUUUUUUUACAUUUUAAUUUUUUUUUUCUUCUUUCGUAAUCAAGAUGAUUAUUAUUAUUAUAAUUACUGCUAUUAUUAGUUGAACGAUGAAUACUUGACGAAAAGCUUCCUUUCCCUCUUCCCGAAUGAGAGAUUUGCGAGUAUAUAUCCUUAUUUCGAGAGUACGAGAGCGAGAUUUGUGUAUUUAAUUUAUUGUCGCGAUUUAAGGGCGACCCAAAGUCGAAUUAAAAACGUAUAUAAAAAUAUUCUGAAUGGUGUCAUUGUACAUAAUAGUAUUAAAUGCAUAGCUAUACAUU
Molecule: messenger RNA, 2569 nt
Organism: Ceratosolen solmsi marchali
Lineage: Eukaryota; Metazoa; Arthropoda; Insecta; Hymenoptera; Agaonidae
Gene: Synd
Product: protein kinase C and casein kinase substrate in neurons protein Synd
Exons: 10
Coding region: 286-1761 (491 amino acids)
Biological process (GO): plasma membrane tubulation; cytoskeleton organization; regulation of endocytosis
Cellular component (GO): endosome; plasma membrane; cytoplasm
Molecular function (GO): protein binding; phospholipid binding
Source: RefSeq, a predicted model, not a curated record